AUGCAUUCUGAUGACAUGUCUCACUCAUUUCAUCAGGGCUCUGAGAAUCAGGGACUACAUGCUGGUGGACUCCACACAAUCCAAAACCUCCAGGUUGGAGACACAGUCUUGCCAACAAAUUCCAAAGAUGGAGCAGACAGCAUGCAUCCAUCCCAGUAUCUGGUUGGCCUUGCUGAUCCUGGAAUCAAUUUCAUUGUCCAAAGACUCAUCACUCAAGAUGAUGCUUACCAAAUAUUUGAAGCUGUUUACAUUUGUCAGCUGGGUGGUGUUAACAAUUUCUUUCAAGUGGUCAUUUCUCAUUGCAUGGUGUAUCAGAUUCCUCCACAGAGCUUUGAAAUGCCCUGUAUACCAGCUAGAAUUGCAGAGGAUGGUCCCACUUGGCAGGAUGUGCAUGGUACAGUUGGAGCCAAUGCCACUGUAUUGGUGGCUGAAGAUAAUUUCUUAUGUUGCCACUGGAGUGAUACAUAUAUGAAUUGUUUUGCAUACACUGCAGAAAUGGAAGCCAAAGCAUUUAUUCCUUCAAGAAUUGUUGAUUCAACACUUCAGCAGAUAGAUUUAAUUUGGAAUCUGCAGUUUUGGACUAAUGAAACCACAGAAGAAUUGUUUUGCAUCGUGAAAUUAUCUACUAAGUCACCAUAUUUGAAUGAAGACUUUACAGUUAAUCUAUUGCAUGCAUUAACAGAUGCAUCACUGGAAAAUUCUUCUACAAAUUCACUAAAGGAAAAUUCUACAGUCACUCACUGUAAUACUCUAAAAUCCCAAAAAUAUGAAUGUCAGAUAUCUUCAGUAAAACUGAAUCAUAUUUACAUUAUGUGGCUCAAGAUCACUAAUGGUAAUAUAUUACUGCAGUCACCACUGAUGUCAGUCAAACCUAUAGAUGUUGUAAAACCUGACCCUCCAUUAUAUCUGCAAGUUGAAAUGACAGAUACAGGACAGUUAAAAAUCUCUUGGUCUCAGCCAGCAUCUAAAUCCAACUUAUUUCUAUAUGAAGUAAAAUGUUUUACAAACUCAACUAAAAGUUUUCAACAGGUGGCUAAAAUUACCAUGGGAACAUCACUGACCAUAAAUAAUGAAUUACUCGAAUCUUCAUAUAUAAUUCAAAUUCGGUGCAAGAACCAUCAGGAAUUAGGUCUUUGGAGUGAUUGGAGCUCACCUUUUAACAUGGAUCUACAAGAUGUCAUGUAUUUCCCUUCCAAACUCCUAGCAAGUGUUGGAACAAACGUUUCUUUUUAUUGUAUUUAUAAAACCAAAAACAAAAUGAUCUCAUCAAAGAAGAUAGUGUGGUGGUUGAAUUUAGCAAAAGAAAUCCCAAGUAGUCAGUAUACUUUUGUGAAUGACUACACUAGCAAAAUUACACUUACCAACUUGCCUGCAAUGAAGCCUGGAGGAAAAUUUCUUUUUAACGCUUUAUACUGUUGUAAUGAAAAUAAGGAAUGUAAUCAUCGUUAUGCUGAACUAUACAUAAUAGAUGCUAAUAUCAAUAUCACAUGUGAAACUUAUGGCAACUUACAAAAAAUGACCUGUUCCUGGUCCAUCAAACCAGAUCCAAUACUUUUGGAGAGUACUUUGCUGUUAAAAUACUACAGAAAUGAUAUAUACUGUUCAGAAUCUCCUAGCAUGCAUUCAGAUUCAGAGGUGAAAGAAUGCAAUUUGCUGAGGAAUAAUGUCUAUGAGUGCAUCUUUCAACCCUUUUACCUUCUGUCUGGAUAUACUAUGUGGAUAGAGAUUAAGCACUCACUGGGAACAAUUACUUCAAGGCCAGUAUGUAUCCUUCCAAAAGAAGUAGUGAAGCCAUUCUCUCCCUUCAGUGUCAAAGCUGAAAUCACAGAGGACACUGGGCAACUAAAAGUGAGUUGGAAUAACCCCGAACUUCCAAAGAAUGACCUUCAGUUUCAAAUUCGAUAUGUGGCUAGUGGAGAAGACAUUAACUGGAAGAUUCAGGAAGUUUCUAAUGUAUCAGUUACCUCUGUGAGUAUUGCUAUACAAGAUCCCUGUAUAGUUUACAUUGUUCAGGUGCGCUGCAGUAUGAUUGAAGGAAUUGGCUAUUGGAGUGAUUGGAGUAGAUCUGCUUAUACAGUUAUUAAAGAUAUCAAAGCACCUUUGAGAGGACCAGAAUUCUGGAGAGUUAUUAAUGAAGAUCCCACUACAAACCAGAAAAAUGUCACUUUGCUUUGGAAGCCACUGAUGAAGAAUCUAUCUUUGUGUAGUGUUCUAGACUAUGUAGUAGAGCAUAAUACCUCAGAAAACAUUGCUUGGUCUGACUAUAUAGAAAAUGACACUACUUACACCUUUUCAUGGUCCGAAGAUAUACAUUCUGUUAAAAUUCUAGCUAUCAACUCAAUUGGACCUUCCUCUGUGAAUUUUAUUUUAACUCUCUCACAACAAAUAAGCACAGUAAACAUUGUGCAGUCUCUGAACAUCUACCCAAUGAACAGCAGUUGUGUAAUAAUGUCCUGGACACUUUUACCUAUGGAUUAUGUGGUUACAUCCUUUGUAAUUGAAUGGAUCAAUCUAAAUGGAGAAGAACAAAUUAAAUGGAUAACAGUUCCUUCUAAUGUUAGGAGGUAUCAUAUAUUUGAUAACUUCGUUCUCAUUGAGAAGUACAGAUUCAGUUUAUAUCCGGUCAUUAAUGAAGGAAUCACAAAACCUGCGAUAACAGAAGGAUUUUCCAAAG
Protobothrops mucrosquamatus (brown spotted pit viper) is the source of this 2674-nucleotide messenger RNA. RefSeq names its product leptin receptor (gene LEPR). Gene Ontology annotation, biological process: cytokine-mediated signaling pathway. The transcript is spliced from 16 exons. The annotation marks the transcript as partial. The record is from RefSeq and is a predicted model, not a curated record. NCBI's taxonomy places the organism in Eukaryota, Metazoa, Chordata, Lepidosauria, Squamata, Viperidae. Gene Ontology annotation, molecular function: protein binding; cytokine receptor activity. Gene Ontology annotation, cellular component: membrane; external side of plasma membrane.